AUGAAUUCUGAAGAUUGUUCUGCAACAGAGACCAGCUCCUUGCAUCUGAAAAGAGCACAACAAAAUAAUGCCACCAGGCUUCAUUUUGCGGCAUAUCAUGAAGGGUCCAUUCAAGUUCCCAUCCCAUGUGCUGUAGUGAACGUGGUCUUCAUCACCACUCUAAUCAUAGCUCUCGUUGCUUUAUCAGUGGGCCAGUACAACUGUCCAGGCCAAUAUAUGUCCUCGGUGUCACCAAACACCCAUGUUUCUUCUUGCUCAGAUGAUUGGAUAGUAUACCAGGGGAAAUGCUAUCUUAUUUCCAAGAAAACAAGGAACUGGACUUUGGCCCAAAACUUCUGCUCCAAACACGGUGCCACUCUUGCUGUCAUUGAUUCUGAAGAGGACAUGAUCUUUUUAAAACAACAUGUGGGUAGAACUGAACACUGGAUUGGGCUGAAAAAUGAAGCUGACCAGAUGUGGAAAUGGUCAAAUGGCAAAAAAUUUAAUAACUGGUUCAACCUUACAGGAUCUGAGAACUGUGCAUUUCUGAACAGCACAGAGGUCAGCAGCACAGAAUGUGAAAAGAAUUUACACUGGAUAUGUAGCAAACCCUCCAAAUAA
Molecule: messenger RNA, 600 nt
Organism: Lagenorhynchus albirostris (white-beaked dolphin)
Lineage: Eukaryota; Metazoa; Chordata; Mammalia; Artiodactyla; Delphinidae
Product: early activation antigen CD69-like
Exons: 5
Coding region: 1-600 (199 amino acids)
Cellular component (GO): external side of plasma membrane
Source: RefSeq, a predicted model, not a curated record